Messenger RNA from Aureococcus anophagefferens, 1278 nucleotides. RefSeq lists its product as hypothetical. NCBI's taxonomy places the organism in Eukaryota, Pelagophyceae, Pelagomonadales, Pelagomonadaceae. The record is from RefSeq and is a predicted model, not a curated record. The annotation marks the transcript as partial. The transcript is spliced from 2 exons.
UUAGGCGAGAAGGACACGCACGAGUUCGUCGCGUACUUCCAGAAGGAGCUCGAGGGCAAGGACGUGCGCAUCCACAGUUUGAACGAGCUCAUGGCCCACCAGGACGCGGAGCGCCAGGCGGAGCACGACGCGCUCGUCCGGCGCCAGAGCGAGCAGGUCGCGGACCUCGAGACGAAGCUCCAGACGGCCGACACGACGUCGACGGCGAAGAUCCAGAUGCUCGAGGACGAGCUCGCCAAGGUCGACACGUUCCGCGAGAUGAAGCUCGCCAUGGACGCCAAGAUCGAGGAGCAGGAGAAGGCGCUGAAGCUCGCCGAGGAGCGGCACCUCGCCGAGGCGACGGCGAACGAGCGCAAGUUCCUCGCGGAGAAGAGCAAGAUGCAGAAGGACCUGGAGAAGCGGACGUCCGACAUCCGGCGCGCGGCGAAGCAGGAGAUGCAGAACGGCCUCGACGCCGACACGCUCAAGGUCAUCGGCGAGAACCGGCGCAUGGCCGAGGAGCUGCGGUUCCAGCAGCAGAUGACCGCGGAGCUCCAGAGCGAGAAGAACGCCGUCGACGAGGCCGUGCGCGUGCUCCGGCGCGACAUGGAGCUCGCGCGCGAGAAGGAGGGCGAGUACGCGAAGCAGUCCCACGUGAAAAACCGCGAGGCGAAGAAGCGCGAGGAGAAGAUCGCGGCGCUCGAGGAGCUCCUCCGCGACGCGGGCAAGAAGUUCCAGGGCGAGAAGGCCCACUUAAGACGCUCGCUCCAGGCGUCCCUCGAGGAGCAGACCCUCGACGCCGCGGGCCUCCGGCAGAUGCUCCGCCUGAAGAACCGCGAGCUCUCGAAGCUCCGGCGCCUCGCGGAGAUGGUCCUCGAGCAGCGCACGGAGGUCGAGCAGUUCUUCCUGGAGGCGCUCGAGGACGUCAAGGCGAACAUCGUCAAGCAGCGCCAGGAGCGCUACCGCGCGGACAUGGCCGAGUACCGCACGCAGAUGCGCACCGCGACGCUCGGCGACGGCACGGCCAAGUUCCCGAAGAUCCGCGCGCUCCAGGCGGGCAAGGACGUCGACGGCAUGGGCCCGCCGGCGCCGGGCACCAUGCCCCACAACUUGUCGGCGAAGGUCCAGCUCAAGGACCUCACCCUGGAGGACCGGGAGCACGUCCUCCGGCUCCUCUUCGCGAAGAUCAACGCGGUCCACGGCAACGUCUCGAGCCUCCCGCCCCACGACCUGGAGAACAACGAGCGCACCUUCCUGACCAACUCCGCGCCCACGGGCGGCGGCGACGGGGGGAUGUAA